AUGAUUCGACUGACAUGUAUCCCGACGUGGGCGCUGCGCAUCGCCGUCCAGCGGCGCCUCGGGCUACCACUCGACGAGGCGCUCGCGCGGGGCGCGCCGACCUGCUCGGCGCGCGGCGGCGAGGUGCAGGACCCACUGGGCGACGCGGCCAGCAACAUCGGCCGCCUCGGGCACUGCGGCCGCCAUAACAGCCUCCUCGCCGCCCUGGCCAAGGUCAUGCGGAGCGUGUGGGGCAUGCUCGUCGAGGUGGAGCCGCGGGACCACCUCGGCUACUCUAACGACUACCGGCCCGACGUCUCGGUGGCGGGCGCCGGCCGCUCGCGCUCGCGCCUCGUCGGCGACGUCAAGUUCAAGGACCCGCUCUCCUCCAACCCGGAGGACCGCGGCGCUGUCGGGGACGGCGACUUCAGGCCGAGCGACGGCGGCGGCUAUGUGGCGUACAAGAAGGCGGACUACGCGCACGCCCUCUCGCGCUCGGACACCGACGUGCGCAACAAGCUCUCGAAGCGGCAGCACGAGGACGAGGCGAGCUGGUCGACGCGGUCGUGGCUCUCGCUGCAGGCCCAGCGCAUGUCAGUCGCGCUGCAGCUCGCGGCGGCUGAAGAGAUUGCGACCGAGCUCAGGCUCGCCGCGGCGUCAGAGGAGUGA
This is a messenger RNA of Emiliania huxleyi CCMP1516, 648 nucleotides long. RefSeq lists its product as hypothetical. The coding region runs from base 1 to 648 and encodes 215 amino acids. The record is from RefSeq and is a predicted model, not a curated record. Lineage: Eukaryota; Haptophyta; Isochrysidales; Noelaerhabdaceae. The transcript is spliced from 3 exons.